AUGGCUAAGUUUUCUAACACCAUUACCCUUAUCUUCGUUGCUCUUCUCUUUUCUGGCUUUGAAGCACAAACAAUUGUGAAAGGACCACUCUGUAGUAGGAAAAGUGAGACAUGGUCAGGAUGUUGUGUAAACGAUGGUCAGUGCAGGGAUCACUGCGUUAGCAAUGAUAGAGGAUUAAAUGGAUAUUGCGCUGGUGGCUACCCAUCAUACAGAACAUGUUUCUGUUUUGUCGCUUGCUAAUAUAUACCAAAGUGCUCUUUGUUUCUUGUGUGUUUAUUUUACAUAUUAUGAGUUUGUGAGUUGUGAAGAUGACUUUGUGACAAGUGUGUUUUUU
Capsella rubella is the source of this 334-nucleotide messenger RNA. Its product is annotated as defensin-like protein 18. NCBI's taxonomy places the organism in Eukaryota, Viridiplantae, Streptophyta, Magnoliopsida, Brassicales, Brassicaceae. Bases 1 to 240 code for a protein of 79 amino acids. The record is from RefSeq and is a predicted model, not a curated record. The transcript has 2 exons.